Messenger RNA from Diaporthe amygdali, 282 nucleotides. RefSeq lists its product as uncharacterized. NCBI's taxonomy places the organism in Eukaryota, Fungi, Ascomycota, Sordariomycetes, Diaporthales, Diaporthaceae. The record is from RefSeq and is a predicted model, not a curated record. The transcript is spliced from 3 exons. Bases 1 to 282 code for a protein of 93 amino acids.
AUGAAGGCUUUCACCGUCCUCGUCAACUUGGCCCUUGCCUCCAGCGCCGUUGCCGUCGCUGUCGACAGCCGUGCAACUCUCCCGGGCUUUGAGGAGCGCGCUUGCGGCACCACUGGCGCGCCUUGCACUAGCGGUGACGACUGCUGCACCUAUUGCGACCCUUACUCUGGGUGGACUUGUACCGACCAGACCAGCGCAUGCGUUGCUACCGGCACGGUCCCUGCCUUGGGCCAGAACGACUGCUGUAGCAAGGCUGUUGAUUCGGAUGGCAAGUGUACUUAA